Molecule: messenger RNA, 1415 nt
Organism: Cucurbita pepo subsp. pepo (vegetable marrow)
Lineage: Eukaryota; Viridiplantae; Streptophyta; Magnoliopsida; Cucurbitales; Cucurbitaceae
Product: LEAF RUST 10 DISEASE-RESISTANCE LOCUS RECEPTOR-LIKE PROTEIN KINASE-like 1.2
Biological process (GO): protein phosphorylation
Molecular function (GO): protein kinase activity; ATP binding
Source: RefSeq, a predicted model, not a curated record
CUAAAAAUGAAGACGUUUCUGCUGCGGAUCCAUUUUCGGAACGCCGCCGCGCUCGUCACCUUCACCACCGCCUUCCUCCUCCGCUUUCCGCCGUCUCUCGCCGACGAUGAAGAUUCACCGCCUUCCUCCGCUUUCCGCCGUCUCUCCGACAAUAGCGACGACAUCAAAAAGAAGAUUAUCAUUGGCACAUGCACUGGUUUUGGAGCCUUGCUUUUAACCUUACUUGUUCUUGGCGUCUGCUACCGAUGGCGCCAGCUCCGUCGUAAAAGGUCUCACAUGCUGCCAUACGUGCAACGGAGCGUUCUCUCGAAUCCACCGUCCGUGGAAGAAGCUGAGAAUGGAGGUACCUACUUGGGCGUUCACCUCUUCUCCUAUAAAGAACUUGAAGAAGCCACGAACCAUUUCGACUCCAACAAAGAGCUCGGUGAUGGAGGCUUUGGCACAGUGCAUUAUGGCUUACUCAAAGACGGGCGUGCCGUUGCUGUCAAACGGUUGUUCGAAAGCAAUUUCAAGAGAGUUGAGCAGUUCAUGAAUGAGGUCGGGAUCCUCGCACGUUUACGCCACCACAACCUCGUUUCACUUUACGGUUGUACCUCGAGCAACAGCCGCGAGCUUCUGCUCGUGUAUGAAUACGUUCCGAACGGUACGGUGGCUGAUCACCUCCAUGGAAAACUAGAAAAGCCAGGCAAGCUUCCAUGGUCUACAAGAAUGAAGAUUGCUAUAGAAACUGCAAGUGCUUUAGUGUAUCUCCAUGCUUCUGAAAUCAUCCACCGCGAUGUCAAAACCAACAACAUCCUCCUCGACAACCACUACUCCGUUAAAGUAGCCGAUUUCGGGUUAUCCCGCCUCUUCCCACUCGACGUCACGCACGUGUCAACCGCUCCACAAGGCACUCCCGGCUAUGUCGACCCGGAGUACCAUCAGUGCUACCAACUCUCUGAUAAAAGCGAUGUCUUCAGCUUCGGCGUCGUACUUGUUGAACUCAUGUCCUCAAUGCCUGCUGUUGACAUCACAAGACAUAGACAAGAGAUCAACCUGUUCAACAUGGCCAUCAACAAGAUCCAAAGCCACGCAUUACACGAGCUCGUCGACCCAUCACUCGGUUUCGAAUCAGACUACAAAAUCAAAGACAUGAUAACGAGCGUCGCAGAGGUCGCAUUUCGAUGCCUGCAGAGCAUGAAAGACGAGAGGCCAACAAUGAUGGAAGUUCUCGACAGUCUAAACGCCAUACAGAAUCGAAACAGCGAUGCUGUGCAGGAGCAAACAAGAGGAGCCUAUUCAAGGAAUUGGGCAUGAAUUUCCUGGCAAACAAAUGGCAUACAUUGGUGUCAGCUCCAUUGUACCGGCAAUGGCUGCCAGUCCUCAGUCUUUGGAGCAAGCCAACGUUGACAUCCAUUCUAUUGAACUUGGUGGGG